Dunckerocampus dactyliophorus (ringed pipefish) is the source of this 6423-nucleotide messenger RNA. Its product is annotated as vasopressin V2 receptor-like. NCBI's taxonomy places the organism in Eukaryota, Metazoa, Chordata, Actinopteri, Syngnathiformes, Syngnathidae. The transcript has 7 exons. Gene Ontology annotation, molecular function: vasopressin receptor activity; peptide binding. Bases 431 to 1939 code for a protein of 502 amino acids. Gene Ontology annotation, biological process: regulation of systemic arterial blood pressure by vasopressin; G protein-coupled receptor signaling pathway; positive regulation of vasoconstriction. The record is from RefSeq and is a predicted model, not a curated record. Gene Ontology annotation, cellular component: membrane.
AAUUCAUUUGUGCUGGUGCAGCUGAAGGCACAGCACAUUGCAAGAGAAUGAAGAAGUGACGCACACACCGUUGGGACACACAUGGCUACCACAAUGGAUUACAAGCACUUGUGAACUACAACACGUACAAGGACAUUAGAGAAUCAGCGGACACAACUACUUUGUCACCGUGAUGGAAAAAUACUUCCGGGCUUACAUAAACAUGCGGUGACAUUUUUUUUUUAUCAUUCAUUGUAUCAUUGAUACCAGUGACAGCUGAUUUUUUUUUUGUGCUGACUUGGAUUUCUUAUUUUUUUUUUACAUUUCAUGUCUUUUGACAUUUUGUCACACUUCUUGUCAAACAUACUUGCGGCUGCAAAAACACAGGACGCGCGCGUAAGGAGCUGACCAUGCACUGACAGCCAGGUGACAGGCAGCGCUGGAUGGAGGAAUGGAAAGCAUCAGCGUGGAAACAGACUGGGAUGCUUUAGCCCUCUCGUCUGUGGUCCUGGCAGGAAAGAACAACCUCUCUUCCCCAUCUCUGCUUGAACUAAACUACCCCAAUGGCUCCCACAGUGGAGGAUCCUUCUUUGGGAUCUUUUCAGAGAAUGGCUCACACACCACUCCUCACACGCUGCCUCAGCCUAGGGUGAGGGACCAGGGCCUGGCCCAGGCAGAGAUCGCCGUGCUCGGAGUGGUGCUGGCUCUUACCACACUGGGGAACAGCUUCGUGCUGUGGGUGCUGCUCAGGAGGAGGAAGCACAAUGCGCCCAUGCAUGUGUUCAUGGUCAACUUGUGUGUGGCUGACCUGGUGGUGGCCUUCUUUCAGGUUCUUCCCCAGCUCAUAUGGGACAUCACAGACAAGUUUCAAGGACCUGAUUUCCUGUGCCGCGCCAUCAAGUACUUGCAGAUUGUGGGCAUGUUUGCUUCCUCCUACAUGAUAGUUGCUAUGACAGUGGACCGGCAUCACGCCAUCUGCUGCCCGCUGCAGGCUUACCGUGGCGGGGCAAUGUCCCGCUGGAACACCCCUGUCAUGGUAGCUUGGGGCCUGGCGCUUGUCCUCAGCCUUCCACAGGUGUUCAUCUUCUCUCGCUCAGAAGUGAGUCCUGGCGAGUUUGAAUGCUGGGGUCACUUUGCCGAGGCAUGGGGACUCAAAGCCUACAUCACAUGGAUGACGGUGGCGGUCUUUCUUUUGCCUGCCCUCAUCAUCACCAUCUGUCAGAUAAGAAUCUUCCGGGAGAUCCACAAUAAUAUCUACCUGAAGUCAGAAAAGAUGGUAAUGGCUGAGCUCAGGAGGAACGAAAUCCUCUUCCGCUUCCACAACUUUAAGAAGGAAGAGGAGCGGGCCACAGAAAGGGGUCAGCGGAUGUCUGGAGGGGAAGGUAGAUCAGGGCAGCACUUGAAGGCCGUGAACAACAAAGCUCACAAUAACACAAAUAAUAAAAGCCAAGCGGGAGAGUCUUAUGACUACGUUGGGUCCACUGCAUCAACAACAUCACCUAUGGAUAUUCAACUGCAACUAAACAGUACUGAUUGCCAGGAGUCCUGCACAUCCUACGAGGUGGCCUCAGGAUCGCCUCGCUGUUCCCUUGAUUAUGUCACCCCUCAUUCUGGGACGGCUCCACCACCGAGCAUCACCAAAGCCAUGUCUAAAACGGUCCGAAUGACGCUGGUCAUUGUUUUGGUCUAUACCGUCUGCUGGUCCCCUUUCUUCAUUGUCCAGCUGUGGGCCGCCUGGGACCCCAACCCUCCCAAUCAAGGCGUGGCCUUCACUAUCCUGAUGCUGCUGGCCAGUCUAAACUCAUGCACCAACCCGUGGAUCUACACGGCUUUCUCCAGCAGCGUUUCCAGAGAGCUGCAUAACCUGCUGUUUUGUGGGUCACGUCCUGGACGCCGUGGCUCGUUGCCCGACGACUCCACCACCACGCACACCUCCACCACCAAGGACAGUCAGUACUGACCAAUAAGAUUCAGGAGACAUAUGUGUGCUUUUUGCAAGGACGCAACUCUGCCACGUCAACUGGAGAACAGAGGUCAUCUGCUUCCGCCAGAUGUUCUCAACAACAUAUGACAGCUAUGCCAUCAACAGGAACUCCAUCUGCAUCGGUGCUCUGCAUUCAAACAGUGAAGGAGCAUGUGAAACUGACAGAGUCAGCGCAUAAUAGAAUACGCAAUGACAAGCAAGGUGGCCUCUUAUAGGUAAAUGGAUUUUCACCUCAGCUUUUGAGUACCAUGCUAACUCUCAGAGGAAAGCCUUUCAAAUAGAGAACAGCAGGAAUGCAAGGCGUUAAAGGCUUGUUGGCACUCCCAGUGUACACAGCUGGAGACAAAGCUAAGGGCGUAGAAAAAAAACAGAGGGCGAAGUGCAUAUAAGCAGAGAGUAACAACAGCAAGGCUACUGCUGGUCUCAGAACAGACAGCGGUCGUCGUCGAUGUUCCAUGGGAUGGCAAUCUAAUAAUGUGAACAAACUUUGUUAAAUCCAAGAAAGUAAAUUAGCAGUGGUUGGAUUUAUAUUCACUAAGGAGAAUCCAGUUUCUUAGAACAAUAGUGAACUGUGAGCGGAGCACAGCGCAGUGGAGUCAAGGCUGAACACUGACACACAAACUCACUUGUGGGUUAGGCCCGCAAACAAACAAUCCUCUUCGACAGCAAACAAAUGUGAUUUUUAUUACAUGUAAACACAGCAUAUGAGGUGCACCUUCCUGUCCUCUUUGGCUCAAUGCAUGAAAUGAAGCAUUAUGCUGGAACAAGAGGAGACAUUUAAACUGCAUUCCAUGUAGAAGAAUGAACAAGUUCCAAUGUAUUUAUUGAAAAUGUACCGUGCACAUUAGACAAGACUAUACUGUGUCCAAGAUAAACGUUGCUGGAUGUAACUCAAUGCUGCAAGAUAUUUAUUGUAUAUUAGUAGUAGUUCAAUCACAGACGUUUUUUUUUCAAACUUCAGAUCAUUGCGCUUCACCAGAUAAGACAUUUCAAGUGUAUCAAAGAUAGAAAGAAAGUACACGCCAUUCCGGCUGUGUGUCAACACCAGAAAGACGUAAUCUUGAUCAUUAAAGUAGUCCCAGUCUAGAGCAAGUGCCUGUGAUGCCCGUGGACAUUUUUAGAGAGGCCUCUCGCUCUGGUUUAAUCUCACACUGAUGUCAGCUAUGUUAUUCUAGACUGCACUAUCAGCAGAGGCGGGCUCUAAUGUUAUAACACACCAGCUCACUUUCAUUCUUCUAAUUGUCAUAUUCUACAGAUGAUGCCUUUACGUGUCUGAUGUUCACUUUUUCAUGUCACCGUUUUAAAUUAGUAAUGCAAUAUGGCUGCCUGACAGACUUCAAGUACACAUAUUGUGGUUGUUGUUUUAAGUUAGUUGUUUUAAGUACUGCUAUAUAAGCUCCCGGACAUGCCGUAGGCAUGAGGGUAUAUAAAGCCUGGUCCCACCCCUACCCACAGGGCUGCAACGUUACGUACACCUGCACAAACCAAUGAUCUUCAAACAAAAGUGAGACUAAACUUCUGCCCUUACAAAUAUAACUAGAAUAGCACAGAGCAAAGCACGAAAGUUGAACUGCAAACAAAAGUGGCAUUUUUGUGUUUGUUUGUCCAUUUAUUGCCAGGCCACUUCCUGAUUCCCAGAUGUAAGAUGAUAGGACUGUAUUAUUUUUAGUUCUGGGCUGGGUGGAAAAGUUAUAUUGUAAUUUAAAAUGACAAAAAGAGAAAAACAAAUUCCUUAAAGGGAUAGUUCGGAUAUUUUAACAUGAAGUUGCAUGACAUCCCCAUCAGCAUUGUAGUCCAUUAACAAAAGAUGAAUACAUUUGCAUCACAAACAGGCGCUCGCAUCUUCUUCCGCAACGGAGCGCCACGCCCAUCUUAUUUACGUAUGUGUUCCACAGCGGAAGAAGAUGCGAGUGUCUUCGUCACAUACACAAGAACGCACUGGCGACAGUGCGCAGGAAUAAAAGCCGGGAGACAAAUAAACGCAAUAAAGGCAUUUUUGUGAUGCAAAUGUAUUAAUCUUUUCAACGCAUAUUGUUUUGAGAAGCCAAACUCUUUACUUAAUUGUCCCCAGAAACUAAUCCAAACUACGUUCUUCAUCACAGAAAUCUGACCAGAACUGGACUUAGGAGACCAAGUGGGGGGUAAGUCGCUGUUAUUGGACUACAAUGCUGAUGGGGAUGUCAUACAACUUCAUGUCAAAAAAUCUGAACUCCAUUUGAAGCAAAAGUGCAAAAAUAUUGUGGCCAAAUGUGUCUGUUUAUUUGUGUAUAUCUUAGCCACUUGUUAUUUAAAUUCUUGGGCAGGGUGAACAGUUCCAUUGUAAUGCAAAUGAUAAAAGAGAAAAUACUGGUAAAUAUAUCAAACAUAAGUGAAAAAAAAAACCAUGGAACGCUAUAUUUGUUUCUGUUUGUCCGUCUGUCUGUUAGUUUGCGGCCCAUUUCCUGGUUUCUGGAGUAUGAUAAAGGAAUAGACUGACAAUUUGCAUUCUCACCUUUGUGCUUGGUUUCUUAUUGUGGUUGUAUUUUGUAGUCGGGUACAAGUGCCCUAUACCACACUGAGAGUUGUUUUUGUCAUGUAGCGAGUUAAUAAUGUCAUUAAAAUAGUAUAUGCAGUGUCUUUUACUGCAUUGCAAAUUAGAACCAAUGUAUUAAACAUAUUGUUCAAUGAAUACCUCUGUGACAGUGUCGAAGAUUGUGCAGAUGUACUUAAUGAAGAGGCCAGUGAGUGUAAAAGGUCACAGCAGACCGAUCAGAUGAAACGUUGCUAUGUUUGUGUCCAAAGCCCAAAUAGAUGUUCUGAGUUUGCAGGACAAUGCUUGGAUGCUUUCAAGAUGUGUCUGGAAUCCUCAUUCGUGUGGAAGGAGAAGCCUCACCUUUUCCUCUUGCAUGUGCCGUGCGUUUGGACUUCAGCGCUCCGUUGUGCAUUUGUUCCCCAGACACAAGGCUCCACUUUGAUCAUUUGCCAGAUGGACAGCUACAUCAACACCAUCCCGUGUCCCACUUUGUUGCGUCAGGAAAGAGAUGAACUUCUCCCCAACUCCUCUGAGUGUUAAUGUAUUUUGCUCUUCCUGACAGGAAAUGACAAGUUCAAUGGAUGGUUCUUCUCCACUGACAGGGCCCAGCUUCAGCUCCAGCCAGCCUCUCAGACUGAUGAGAGAUGCCACACAUACUUUGCUACAUUGCUGUCUGUACAGCCAUUAGCGAGCAUCAGGACAGCUAAAUAAUGUACGGUGCAGACACGGGCAGCCAAAUAUAAACUCUUAAAUCAGCACUCACAGCAAAAAGGUUUAUCCUGAGUCAGAUUUUGCCUGAACAGCCUGGACCGAACCUCCACUGUUUUUCUUAAUAAUGACAUAUUCUCUGGGACAGCUAACUUCCUACAUCCGCCAAGGAGCUCAUGUUUACAUCGGCAUGAGUUUGUUUGUUAUUGUGUAACUUCCUGUCUAAAAUUUCAUACAGUAUCAACCUGGAUCUCUAUAGCGUGCAGGCAUUCUUCUAAAGACUAUCCCACGACAAAGUCUUUAGACUGAGUGCUUAGCUAGUGUCGCAUUAAAUGAGAACAUCCCUCAUAUUUCAGAAACCAUUUUAUUAUAUUAUAACUUUUUCCCCAACCUAAUUUUCCAAAAAUUACUUGAUAUGUUUCUCAUAAUAUUAUUACUUUAAAAAAAAGUAAUUUUUGAAAGUCAUAAAAAAAUUAUUUUUUUAAAGUAAUUUUUUUCUUUAAUAUUUCAACUUUAUGCUUAAAAUGAUAUUAUUUUUCUUCAUAAUUUGUAUUACGAUGUUAUUCUCAUAAAAUUAUGACGUUUUCUCCCUUCCACCUGCGUUACGAUCUGCUACAGAGUUGUCAGUUUUUAAAUCUCUUUUAAAAAAGAAUUUAUUCAGACUGGCUUAUGACACAUGAUGGUUAUUUGUACUUUAGUUGUGAUUCUGUGCCUGUAUUUUUAUUUAAUUUUAUUGUUUUAGUUAUUUUUAUUCUAUCUUAUUCGAUCUUACCCUGUUGUCAUUUGCUAUUGCCUGUUUUUACUCCUGUGAAGCACCUUGGGCACCAUUGGGAUGUUGUAAGGUGCUAUAUAAAUAAACUUUGAUUUGAUUUGAUAGAUUACAACUUUUUUCUUUUAAUGUUUUUACUUAAUUCUUGUAAAAUUACCUCUGAUUUUUACAUUUUUGCUGUUGUUUUUUUUUUUUUUUUAGUUUUCUUGUUAUAUGUUUUCAGAAUGUGCCGCGGGCCAAUAAAAAAACAGGCAAGGUCCACUAAUGCCUCCCCGGCCACACUUUGGACACCCCUGGUUUAAAGUAAACGGUGUACAGCUUGGAAAGAAGUAUAGAUUGAAUUUCUUCUGAAAAUAUGUCACUAUUUUUCAGUGAAUUUUCUAUACCGCUUAUUCUCAUCAGGGUCAUGUGUAAGCUGGAGCCUAUCCCAGCUGACUUUGAUUGAUGUGCCCUACGAUUGUUGGUGAGCGG